AAGUUCUUACUAAGUGCCAAAAGAUGGCCUUCUUCAGAACCCUUCGCUCGUGUCGCUCGUAUUCAUUUCUCAGGUACCAAAACACGUCAUUCGUAGCUAGAAAUCCAACGGAAGCUUCUCCAUUUGCUCACUCUAACCUUUUCCAUCCCCAGAAAUGUGGUUGUGUGGUUCAUCAAUUGUUGUCUAAUUCGUCAAUUUCUCAAAGAACUAUGUCGGCUUCUACUCGAACGGAAGAAGGAGCAGAAGCCGAGUCCAGUGAUUCAGAGAAGGAUGAAUGGACUGACGCAUCUGAAAAUGGCCUUGAAAAGAAUAAGAAGAAGGAGAAGAAGCCACUUGAUGUUCUGUUCAAAGAGGCCGUUGGAUUAAUUGAAAAGCCCGAAGAUAGCGAAUCUGAAGAAGAAGAAGAAUCGCAGGUAGGAGAACUUAAUGAGAAAUUACGGAAAUUGGAAGCAGAUGUGAGGAGGCUUCAAGAAAAUGUUGUGAAUAUAGAAAAGCUCAAAAAUUUGUCCAUGGAAAAAGAAGACCAAUCAGAUGAAGGACAACCAAAGGCUCAAUCCAAAACGAAUACAUUAUCUUCUAUGUUCACUCCUUCCAAUAAGUCUCUGAAGUUACGGACGCCGAAAGAGGAUAAGCCCCGACUAUCAGAACUUUCACCCGAAAUGGUUUCGCUUGUGGAACGUUUCUAUGACGAAGGGUACUUGAGAAAUGCAAAUUUCUUGCAACGUAAUAGGUUGGACAUCAGUUGUUUCUCCGAAGAAUAUCCUCGAGAUUUCUUGAAGUCUGCAGCAGAAAGAUUUGGCCAGGACCAUCAUGAAAUUGCAACAUGGUUGUCUGGUAGCGACUUGAAAAGGGUUGCCCAGUUUGGUUGUCCUUCCAUAGAAAAGAGCAAUGUUUUUGCAGCCAAAAGAUUACGUGCCUUUUUUAGCAUUCAGGAAGAUACUGUAUGUCGGACGUGCAAAUUGAAAAGUUCAUGCAGAUUUGCAAACCAAAGAGUGUGGAAAAUUAAUAAUUUGAAUUUAGCUGAUGCAAUGAGGAUUCUCACUUUGUAUGACUUGGGUUCCGUCUCCCCUCAGCUGGUAGUACCAGAUGAUAUGAAGGCAUCGAUCAGUAAGUUGCUAAAGGAAGUGACCAGUCUCACUGAAUAGCAGCAUGUAGGAUCCAAGGACUCCCAGACGUCGUGUUUCAGGUGCAUGUGGCUUCAUUGUACCUUGAGAUUCGUACUAUUUUAUCUUAUGGCAUUGUCUCAUCAUACUUGUAAAUCAAUUGUUGCAAGAAUGGUUCCAUCAUUACUAAUGGUUC
Messenger RNA from Telopea speciosissima, 1299 nucleotides. RefSeq lists its product as uncharacterized. The record is from RefSeq and is a predicted model, not a curated record. Gene Ontology annotation, molecular function: mRNA binding. The coding region runs from base 24 to 1145 and encodes 373 amino acids. The transcript has 3 exons. NCBI's taxonomy places the organism in Eukaryota, Viridiplantae, Streptophyta, Magnoliopsida, Proteales, Proteaceae. Gene Ontology annotation, cellular component: cytoplasm.